Temnothorax curvispinosus is the source of this 2346-nucleotide messenger RNA. RefSeq lists its product as uncharacterized. NCBI's taxonomy places the organism in Eukaryota, Metazoa, Arthropoda, Insecta, Hymenoptera, Formicidae. The transcript is spliced from 4 exons. The record is from RefSeq and is a predicted model, not a curated record. The coding region runs from base 1 to 2346 and encodes 781 amino acids.
AUGCGCAAAAAUGAAAGUUCGGAGGAAAGGUCUCAACGACUCGAAGCUAAUGCUCAAAGAAAUUCUCAGCAUAAGGCGAAUGAAAAUAAUGACGCAAAGACUAAACGACUCGAAGCUGAUGCUCAGAGACAUACUCAGCAAAGGGUCAAUGAAAAUAAUGACGCAAGGACUCAACGACUCGAAGCUGAUGCUCAGAGACAUGCUCAGCAGAGGGUCAAUGAAAAUAAUGACGCAAAGACUCAACGACUCAAAGCUGAUGCUCAGAGACAUGCUCAGCAAAGGGUCAAUGAAAAUAAUGACGCAAGGACUCAACGACUCGAAGCUGAUGCUCAGAGACAUGCUCAGCAGAAAGUCAAUGAAAAUGAUGACGCAAUGAAUAAACGACUCAAAGUUGAUGCCCAGAGACAUGCUCAGGGAAGCGCUUUAGCUAUGGCUUCCAUGGGUGCCCCGGGCAAUAGAAAUCCAUUGGAUGUUGUGAACAAUGCUCCUUAUUGCUUGAAGAUUCAUGGGCAAUAUCAUCAUUUGACCACAACGGCAAUGCGCCCAGCGGAUGGGCAAGCUCCGCGUUUUGCGCAGCUUUAUUUUUUAGAUACAGAAGAAGCUAUUAAUCAUAGAAUGAAUAAUAAAGCUAAUCAAAAGUGUGAUCCAGUCUUAAUGAAAGAUUUGUCCUGCUUUAUGAUCCAAAGCAAUGAAUUUGCAAAAACUUUUAAGAUGAUGCGUCAAGUUGAACAAGAUCUUAAUCCGAGAGGCAAUAAAGCCAUAAAUUUAAUGUUGUCCUUUCGAAAUGAUCCUCAACACGAUCAAAGAAGAUACAAUGCUCCACGAGCUAAUGAAAUAGCUGUGGUUUUUCAAAAUGUUGAUGGAUUUAAAGUAACUCAAAUGGAUUAUUAUGCUCACCUGUUGGCACCAAGAGUUGAAUUUAGUCAAUUUAAAAAGGCAGGAAAAUUAAGAUGUCAGUUUAUACUUGAUGCUUAUAUGAAAACUGAAGCAAAUAGGCUUAAUUAUAUUAAAUUAAAUCAACCUCAAUUAAGAGCAGAACUUUAUUCGGGAUUAAUGGAUCACCUAGAUAAUCAAGCACAAAAUGAAGGAAUUAAAGCUGGUAUACCUGUAAUAUUACCAUCUUCAUUUAUGGGCAGUCCAAGAAAUAUGCAAGAAAGAUAUCAAGAUGCCAUGUCUCUGGUUAGAAAGUUUGCUUAUGCAGGUGUGAUUGAAUUUCAAAAAAGAGGACUUCCACAUUUGCAUUUACUUGCAAUGUUGAGUGAUGAAGAUAAGCCCAGACUUCAAGAAAUCAUUGACAUGAUGGUAUGGGCUGAAAUUCCUGACAAAGAAAGAUAUCCAGAACUUAAUGUAAAAGUUUUGAGGCACAUGAUUCAUAGUCCUUGUGGAGAUCACUCUCAGAGAUAUCCUUGCACUGGGGAUGAUGGAAAAUGUUCAAAAGGUUUUCCAAAAGAGUUUCGUGAAGAAACUAAUGCUAAUGUAAAUGGAUAUCCUAUGUAUCAACGAAGGAAUUUUAAGAAAAAAUACAUCGUCAGAGGAAAAGAAAUUGAUAAUCGAUGGGUAGUACCAUAUUCACCAUAUUUAAUUAUGAAAUAUGAUCGACAUAUCAAUUUGGAAAUAUGUUCAUCAGUGAAGAGCGUAAAAUACUUAUAUAAAUAUAUUCAUAAAGGAUUUGAUUGUGCUGCAAUUGAAGUACAAGCACAAGAUGGCACAAGGUUAAUUAAAAUAGAUGAAGUUAAUUCAUACCUGGAUGCAAGAUAUGUUAGUGCUCCAGAAGCAAUGUGGAGACUGAACGGAUAUGAUCUGUUCAUGAAGUCUCACACAGUAAUAAGACUGGCAGUUCAUUUGCCUAAUCGCCAAAUGGUUUAUUUCCGAGCGGGAAAUAAAGAACAAGCUGCUCAAAGAGAGCUAACUCGAGAUACCACGUUGACUGCAUGGUUUAAAUUAAAUCAAUCUGAUGAAAAUGCGGUGCAUUUUCUUUACACAGAUAUUCCUUAUCAUUAUAUCUAUGAUAAAAAAGAAACUAAGUGGAAGCUACGCAAAAAGGGUGGUGAUAAAAUAAUUUCAAGACUUUAUACAGUAAGUAUAAAAGAUAUUGAGAGAUUUUAUCUCCGUCUUCUUCUACUUCAUGUAGUUGGAGCUAAAUGUUUUGAAGAUUUGAGAACUGUAAAUGGAGUUCUUUAUAAAACGUUUAAAGAUGCAGCAAUUGCAAAAAAUUUGGUAGAAGCUGAUGAUCUUUGGGAAAAAACGCUGGAAGAAGCAACAGAUUCCAAAAUGCCCGUACAACUUCGAGAGCUAUUUGCCUACAUUUGCAUCUAUGGAACUCCAACAGAUGUACUACCUCUUUGA